AUGGCUUCCCCACCGGCCCCCGAUGUCAUUGAGCAUCCCAAGGAUGUUCCCCGCAAGGACCCCCAGCUUAAUUCGUCGGGAUCGAUGGACAAGCUGGUCGAGAACGCCAGGGCGGCGACGGAGAAGGAGCAGCAGAUGACCCUGCUCCAGGGUAUCCGGCUGUACCCCAAGGCUGUCGCCUGGAGCGUGCUCAUCUCGACCUGCAUCGUCAUGGAGGGGUACGAUAUCAGUCUGGUGAACAAUUUCUACGCUUUCCCGGCCUUCAAUCGCAAGUACGGCGAGCCCCUGCCCGAUGGGACUUACCAAGUACCGGCCAGAAACGUGCAGUCCCUUCUGGCAGCCGAGAUCCUGUGUGGCAUUCCGUGGGGCGUGUUUCAGACGCUAACCGUCACCUACGCGUCGGAGGUGUGCCCUGUCGCCUUGCGGAACUACCUCACAACCUACGUCAACUUCUGCUGGGGUCUCGGCCAGCUCAUCGGGAUCGGGGUCAUCAAGGCGAUGCUGGGUCGCAAUGACCAGUGGGCGUACCGGAUCCCCUACGGGCUGCAGUGGAUGUGGCCGCUCCCGCUGUUCAUCGGCAUCCUGCUCGCGCCCGAGUCGCCAUGGUGGCUGGUCCGCAAGGGUCGCAUCGAGGAGGCCAAGCGGUCGCUGCUGCGGCUGACGAGCCUGGACCGGGAGACCGAUUUCAACGCGGAUGAGACGAUCGCCAUGAUGGUGCACACGACCGCGCUCGAGGAGAAGAUCACGCGCGGUGCCAGCUACUGGGACUGCUUCCGGGGCACCGACCUGCGGCGCACCGAGAUCGUGUGCAUGGUGUGGGCGAUCCAGAACCUGAGCGGUAACUCCUUCUCCAACUACUCGACCUACUUCCUGGAGCAGGCGGGGCUGGAUGCGUCCAAGUCGUAUGCGUUCGCGAUGGGCCAGUACGCGAUCAACAUGGCCGGUGUUUUUGGCGCAUGGUUCCUGAUGAGUGCCGGGAUCGGGCGGCGGACGCUGUACCUGUGCGGGCUGUGCGGGCUCUUCACAAUGCUGUUCAUCAUGGGCUUCUUGGGCCUGGUGCCGGCGGCGCACCGCGACCAGGCGUCGCUGGCGACGGGCAGCAUGAUGAUCGUGUGGGCGCUGUUCUACCAGCUGACCGUGGGGACGGUGUGCUACUCGCUGGUAUCGGAGCUGUCGACGCGACGGCUGCAGAUCAAGACGGUCGUGCUGGGCCGGAAUCUGUACAACGUCGUGGGGAUCAUCACGGGGGUCCUGACGCCGUACAUGCUGAACCCGGGAUCGUGGAACUGGGGCAACUACACGGGCUUCUUCUGGGCCGGGAUCUGCUUCUGCUGCAUUGUGUAUACGUAUUUCCGGGUGCCGGAGCCGAAGGGGCGGUCCUUUGCUGAGCUGGACAUGCUGUUCGAGCGGGGAGUGAGUGCGCGCAAGUUUGCCUCGACGAAGGUGGAUGUGUUUGAGGAGGAGGUCGAGUCGCAGGUUGUUGAUAACUACAAGGAGGCGAAUAUUGGCGCUGUGAAGGCGUGA
Molecule: messenger RNA, 1524 nt
Organism: Rasamsonia emersonii CBS 393.64
Lineage: Eukaryota; Fungi; Ascomycota; Eurotiomycetes; Eurotiales; Trichocomaceae
Product: MFS alpha-glucoside transporter
Exons: 2
Coding region: 1-1524 (507 amino acids)
Biological process (GO): transmembrane transport; carbohydrate transport
Cellular component (GO): membrane
Molecular function (GO): carbohydrate:proton symporter activity
Source: RefSeq, a predicted model, not a curated record